Messenger RNA from Pararge aegeria (speckled wood butterfly), 5012 nucleotides. RefSeq names its product serine/threonine-protein kinase mig-15 (gene msn). The record is from RefSeq and is a predicted model, not a curated record. Lineage: Eukaryota; Metazoa; Arthropoda; Insecta; Lepidoptera; Nymphalidae. Bases 223 to 4341 code for a protein of 1372 amino acids. Gene Ontology annotation, biological process: protein phosphorylation. The transcript has 22 exons. Gene Ontology annotation, molecular function: protein kinase activity; ATP binding.
CCUGCCGGGUGGUGUGUGCGGCUUUAUUAUAAAUUGUGUAUCUGUAAUUUACUGUAAUUUUAAUUGUAAACAAUGUAUUUUAUAAAUCAUGCCUAAUCGUACGUGUAAAAAUAAAAUCAUAUUAAAAGUUAAGCCGAUGUUGUAAUAUAUGGGCAUUUAUUUACUUUUUGUAUUGAUGUGAGGUGCUCGUGCUUUGUCUUCGUGUGUGACAAUAUACUCAAAAUGGCGCAUCAACUGGCACCGUCUGUAAAUACUUCAUUGGACGACAUUGACCUCAGUGCAUUAAAGGACCCGGCUGGCAUAUUCGAACUUAUAGAAGUUGUGGGCAAUGGCACCUAUGGACAGGUAUACAAGGGUCGCCACACUAAAACAGGCCAACUUGCUGCCAUCAAAGUUAUGGAUGUCACACAGGAUGAAGAGGAAGAGAUAAAACUAGAGAUCAAUGUCCUAAAGAACUAUUCCACUCACCGAAACAUAGCUACCUACUAUGGUGCUUUCAUUAAAAAGAGUCCACCUGGUAAAGAUGAUCAACUGUGGUUGGUCAUGGAAUAUUGUGGUGCUGGGUCUGUGACUGACUUGGUCAAAUCUACCAAGGGACAAUCGCUAAAAGAAGAAUGGAUUUCAUAUAUAUGUAGAGAAAUCCUAAGAGGACUCAGUUAUUUGCACUCCAAUAAAGUUAUACAUCGUGAUAUCAAAGGACAAAAUGUUCUCCUGACUGAUAAUGCUGAAGUAAAACUCGUUGACUUUGGAGUAUCAGCACAGCUGGACCGAACGAUCGGCAGGCGAAAUACGUUCAUUGGCACUCCUUAUUGGAUGGCGCCAGAGGUGAUCGCGUGCGACGAGAAUCCAGAGGCCACUUACGAUAAUCGCUCUGACCUCUGGUCUCUCGGUAUCACUGCACUCGAAAUGGCAGAGAGUCAACCACCUUUGUGCGAUCUGCAUCCCAUGAGAGCACUUUUUCUCAUUCCAAGAAAUCCUCCCCCACGUUUAAAAUCUAAGAAAUGGGCCAAAAAAUUUCAUGGCUUUAUUGAGACUGUGCUUGUAAAAGACUACCAUCAGCGUCCAUACACUGAGCAACUUUUGAAGCAUCCAUUCAUCAGGGAUCAGCCAACAGAAAGACAAGUCAGAAUACAGCUUAAAGAUCACAUAGACAGGUGUAAGAAGAGAAAGCAGGAUAACUCUGUGCGGGAGGACUACAAGUACUCCGGCUCGGAGGGCGAGGAGGAAGACAACGCGGUCGCUGGAGAGCCCUCAUCCAUCGUGCACAACGCCGCGGCGCACCAGGGUGGAGACACGCUGCGAAGGAACUUCCAGCAAAUACAGGAGGGCAGAGCUGCCGAAGCACAGCAACCACAACCGCCGCCUAAGCGAAACAGCAAACGUGAAGAGCGUGAGGAGAUACCCGAGCCUGGCCCACCGGCUAGGCCGUCCAUUCCACAAAGACUGAUCGUAGUGCCAGACCCACAAGCGCAACAGCCAAAUAGAUAUAGACCUCUGCCGCCCACGCCGAAGUCGUCGGGCUCUUCAAACAGCUCGGGCUCCAAUAAUGGUACCCCGCAACCGCCGCAACGUGGCUCUCACCACAUAUUCAAGCCAAUGCUUCCGCCGCGAAGGCCGGAGGACUUGGACAAACUGGCGGCGCAGCUCAACGAGUUUGCUGUCGUGUCUGGAAAUGAGCCACCUAAUCGACCGCCUCGGGCUCCUACCAAUGGGCAAGGGCCGCCCGUGGAGCGAAGCGCGCCGGAACCGCCCUUCGAGGAAUCUGACAGUGACUCGGAAGCGGAAGAGAGCGGCGGCCGCGUACGCAACGACGGCACGCUAUUGGCCAGCGACCCUCCGAAGCCGCUUCCCGAGUUCUGCUAUAGGCCGGGCUUGAGCGCGGUGUCGGAAGAUGGCUGUGGGGGCUGCGCACCCACCCGCCCGCUUCCACCCACGCCCGACGACGACGACCCACAUGCCGACCGCACGCUCGUUAAACGGCAGAGGGAGAAUCAAAAUGAUAAAAGACAAUCUGAUGUUGAUGAAGCCGUUCUGCUGAAGGAUUGGGACUUUGCCAGAUUUUUCCCCUUGAGAAAUACUGAUGCCAAAGAAGAAAAACAAGAUCAAACUAAAGAAUCCGAGCACAAACGUACGCAACUCCAACGUCAGUCCCGAAUUGAAAUGGAGGAUGCGUGGGUUAAAUACAAAGCCAAUGCAACGCCACCGGCGAGGCACAAGCAACUCCUUAAUAAACCUAGCGGAAAGACUACACAAGAGAAGUUGACCGAUAUUCUGAAGUACAAAAAAGACCAAGACUCCGAAGUACAGUCGCCUAACAGAUUUUUUAGAGGAUUCAGGCGCGAGAACUCUGAUUUAUUUCCACUAUCAAGUACUCGACAUUCCGCAAUUUACUUUCCAAAACACGAGAAUCAUGCGGGUGCCAAGCCGCUGAGAUCUAGCGGAAUCUUUAAUCAUUCACGCAAGCAAUCUAAUAAACCGCAAACGUCGGGCGAGCCUAUUUUGACAGAUUUCAUUAAAAUGAAUGAUAGCCUUAAAAUUGCUCAGAGAAACGAAACAAAGAAGGUCGAUAAGAAAUCUCCGGAAAAGAAGGUCGUAGCUAACAAUCCCAUCGAUGCUCUGAAGCACGUUGCGGUUCUGUUGAGGCAGGACAGUAGUCCAAGUCGCAAUAGCGCGAGCGGGGACUCGCCGGCCAGUAGUAUCUGCUUCGAAGCCAUCUCGCCCGACCUCACUGCUGACGCGACCGAAGCCGUUGCAAGGCCGCGCAGGGAAAAGACCGAGUCCGAUAUUGUAUUCCGAAGAAAUUCACUGUUUAAUCGGCACACAGAGCUUAUAACGAGUGGGCAGGAAGCGGUAAUCGCACAGGAUCAGGGUCGGUCGAGUGGUAAUAACGAAGGCAGCGGUUCCCGAACGAGCUCUGUGCUACCGGACUUGCUUAGCCAGGCUGGGCAGCCCACAACUCCGCCGCGCCACGACAAGUCGACCAGUGAAGAGUAUAGGCAAGCGAUUGCGGGAGGCGCGAUCACGGGUGGCACGCCUGCCCCCCUCCACCACCACCACCCGCUCCCGUCCUCCGCCCAGUCGACCCCGUCCAAGUCGUUCGUGGCGGGCGCGGCGUCCCCGCACGCUCUGCAACACUCGCCGUCCAACUCGUCGGUGGGCUCGCAACAGUUCCUCCCCUUGCAACAGAAGCAGCGCUCGUUCCUCACGUUCGGCUUCGGCGCGGGUGCGGGCACCGGCGGCUCGGGCACGGGCGGAACCGGCGGCUCGGGCAACGCUUCGCGCCGCGAGAGCCACGUUAACGUCAACGUCACGCCCACCGGGCACGACCUCUCCUCAGACACGCCCGAGAUACGCAAGUACAAGAAAAGGUUCAACUCGGAAAUACUCUGCGCGGCGUUGUGGGGAGUGAACCUGUUGAUAGGUACGGAAAACGGAUUGAUGUUACUUGAUCGUUCCGGUCAAGGGAAAGUGUAUCAGUUGAUCUCUAGACGCCGCUUCCAACAAAUGGAAGUGUUAGAAGGACAAAAUAUCCUCGUAACGGUUUCAGGGAAGAAAAAUCGUGUACGCGUUUACUACCUGAGCUGGUUGAAAUCAAAGAUCUUGCGAACGGACGGUGCGAAUGAUCAAGUCGAAAGAAGGAAUGGUUGGAUAAACGUAGGAGAACUACAGGGCGCGGUUCACUUCCGCAUAGUCAAAUAUGAGCGGAUCAAGUUCCUUGUUAUUGCCCUCAAGGAUUCAAUAGAAAUUUACGCGUGGGCUCCAAAACCAUAUCACAAAUUUAUGGCCUUCAAAAGUUUUGGUGAUUUGCAACAUAGGCCUCUAUUAGUCGAUUUAACUAUUGAAGAAGGUACAAGACUGAAAGUAAUUUAUGGAUCGGCAGAUGGCUUCCACGCUGUCGACCUUGACACGGCCAGUGUAUAUGACAUUUAUAUUCCAAAACAUAACACUUCUUUACAGACGCAAGGCGCAAUAGUGCCUCAUUGCAUCGUACCACUGCCUAAUUCCAAUGGGGUGCAGCUAUUACUGUGCUACGAUAACGAAGGUGUCUACGUCAAUACUUACGGUAGAGUUAGCAAAAAUAUUCUCUUACAGUGGGGGGAGAUGCCCACCUCGGUGGCCUACAUCGGCACCGGUCAGAUAAUGGGCUGGGGCAACAAGGCGAUCGAAAUUCGCUCUGUUGAGAGCGGACACUUGGACGGCGUGUUCAUGCACAAAAAAGCCCAACGACUGAAGUUCCUGUGCGAGCGCAACGACAAAGUGUUCUUCUCGUCUGCGAAGGGUGGGUCGUCGUGCCAGAUCUACUUCAUGACGCUCAACAAGCCGGGCAUGGCCAACUGGUAGCCGCGGCACGACUCCGGCCCUUCGGAAUUCAAAGACUUGUGAUAAUGACAGAUUGAUAUGUGCUCAAAAGACAAUCCACAAAUAUUACAAUUUCGUAUUCUACGAUCUUUUAUCUUUUAACGAAUGUGGCGUUUUGUACUGAAUACUGUAAUUUCAAUACGAGCUACUGAGAAAUAUAUAUUAUUAAGCAAUAACCUAUAGGAUAAAUGUUUUGAUAUUGACAAUUAUUCGUAAGUUAAAUACCGCUUAGGUUUUAUGUUGCAGGUGUUAAUUUCUGUAAGAAAAUGUAAUUCAAAUCAGACUAUCGAUUCAUAUUAUGCCAUAUAUUGUUUAUAAUGAUAAGCUAGGUGGGUGAUUACUUAAAACUCGAUACGUAAUUACGUUUGUUAGUUUAAUUUACACAAAGAUCGAUGCCAUGUUGGACAUAUUUGUAUUAAUAUCAACAAAUUAACUCAAUUCGAUUUAAAUGCUGUAAAUUACCCACAAUUCUUUAAGGUUAACUUAAGAAAUUGGCACUUAGUCAAGUCACUGUGUAUGAUAACAAUCACACCAAACUGCAAUAAUUUGAUUAAUGGAUAAAUCCUAAAAAUUUGGUACUAUUUAUUAUUUAUUUGUUAUGUACUAUAUUAUUUACAUGUAUAAAGAUGUAACUGUGCAUAUUGAAAAUUAUA